Molecule: messenger RNA, 2321 nt
Organism: Blepharisma stoltei
Lineage: Eukaryota; Ciliophora; Heterotrichea; Heterotrichida; Blepharismidae
Source: the annotation of a GenBank genome assembly
AUGUCAAAACAAGCAGAAACCUCAGAUAAGGAGGCACUCGAAGUCUUCAAGCUACUAUUCGAUCUUGGAGAAACCAAAGCCUGGUAUAAAUCUUUACUCCCACCCUCAGUGAGUGAACAAAACCAUUAGAAAAAAUCCUUAUUUUUGCCCAAAAACCCAUCCUCCGCGAGCAAACAAAAAUUUUUUAUGGGAAAAAAUUUUGAUAUAUAAGUGAUAACUAGUAUCAUGAAAUUUCGAGCUAAUUCUGUUUAAUUUUAGACAAAUUGCGCUUUACAAAAUUAAAUUAAUAUUUGCCUUCCAAUUUUCGAAAAAAAAACAAAUUCUUUUAAAAUUAUAUAUAUAUAUAUAAAUUUUUUUUUUAAAUAAAAAUCUGUGAGCGAACAAGAUUUUUUUGUCGCUCACAGAGGGGGAGAGGCGGAUUAGUAAUAUCGAACUUUUGGGGUGAAAAGCUCAUGAUUUGGUUAGAAAUUGCUCAACUUUUUGUAUUCUCUUUCGCUGCAAACUAUGAGGUCUGGCCUCUUCAUUGGCAAGGCAUGAUAAAUGACAGCCUGAUCUCUGUAAUAUUUGCAGCUGAUUUCGGAACAUUGUUUUACAGUGAUAUUAUAGAAGAUUCAACUACAAGGGUAAUUUAUUCAUAUUUAUGGUUGAUUGUUUCAGGCAGCUUGAUCGGCUUAUAUUUUCUUUUCAAAUUUGUCAUUCCAUUGCCAGUGCUCUGGAGAAUAUGAUUUGAAAGGUAUUACCUUAUAUUGGCACAUGUUCUUUAUCUCCCAAUAGCUCUGGGGCUCUUACCAGCUGCUUUUUGCCAAUAUGAUAACUGCUGGGACACUAGUGCCGUUUCCCAACUUAUCAUGAGCAUUUUAAGCUUUUGUGUAACUGUUCUUUUUUUGCUUGGGAUGCCUAUAUAUAUGGCAUUUUAUAUUCAAAAGCAUUUAAUUACAGAUGAUCCGGAAGCCCACGAAGAUUUUGUGAAACAAAAAGAAAUGGAAUAUGUUUUGCAAAUUUCCCAUGCCUGGCUGACUGAAAGACAAUAUUUAUUUAGUUCUUAUAGAAGAAAUCGAUUGAGAGUUUACCAUAGACCGAUUUAUGAGCUUUUUGUGCUGUCUUUGGUGAUUGUUCAUGGGAUCUUAAACUCUUAUCAAGGAACAAAAAUGCUGGUCCUAACACUAAUAUGUGCUAUUUUUGCUUUGUAUACAACAAUUUUCCCAGUUUACCGUUGUAUGAGUUCAAGCUUCCUUUAUUUUCUGGGUCUGUGGAUUAUUUCAGCAAAUAUGUUCUUAGGAUACCUCAAAGCUGCAAAUUAUGACGCAGAAGCACUUGUGGACUCGAAUAUGACUUCUCUAAUGAUCGCAGUCAACGUAACAUCAGCAAUUCUCCUUGCCUUCUUAAUGGGACUAUUUAUUUUAUUCAGGUUUCAAUGGCCAGUCCACCUGAAAACUGUCAAAAAUCUCGCUUUGGGGUAUAGAUUUCUUUUAGCAGACUUAAGAAAUGCCCAAAAAAUGAUUUUAAUUUUACGAGCAAAAUCAAACUACCAGUUCGUUAAAACUGAACCUAUAAAUGGGAUGAUAAAAAUAUUGAGAGAGCAUUACAACUUACUUUAUAAUGAAAAUCACCCAUUACAAUAUACUGUCUUAGAGCAGCUUGAUAUUCUGGAUUUCCUGAAACAAAAAGUGGUGAAUCAGACACUUCUUCCUUGCAAAAGAUUAGAAGAAAACUAUGGCUUAUUAGUCACUGUAAUAAAUCGAAGAUGGAAAGAACAAAUAUUAAUGAGUCCUGUAAAACGAAGAAUUCUGCUUAAAUUGUAUAUUUUGAGAUGGAUUUUAGGCAGAUACAAUACAACACCGUUUAAUUCUGGUUUUAAUUAUAUUGGGAAAGGAGUUGGAAAGCGACAGAUAGGAAUUGACGACUUAGAAAUGGAAAAACUGUAUAAUAAGCUUGGCAAAGGAUGAAAGGAAGGCUUAGACAGCAGUGAUGAAAUUUAUAAUAGCCCAAACAUAAUGUUUUCGCCAGCAAACGCGGAUAAUAACGCAUGGCUCGUUAUUAACAUACAUAAAGCCCAAGAAGCAAAUAAUUUAGACUGGCUUACAAAUCUAACUGAAAAAGCCUUGGAAUUGAACUCUGAAGAUGCAAAAAAACUUCUAUAGAGCUUUAGAUUGAAUGGUUUUAAAAUAUAUCAAAUAUUUUAAACUCUUAUAUAAAACCUAUCAUUUGGGGGCUUUGUGUCUGGUUUUAUGUUAAUCAAAUACAGCAUAAUUGAAAUAUGGAAUGAGAGGGGAGAAAAGAAUUUGCACGAAGAUUUGAGGGCUCGUCUGUAUCAGCCAUAA